AGUCACAAGUCUUCUUUGUUUUUUUUUCUUCUUGCUUCUAAAGAUGAAGAAGUUUUUCGAUGACAUUAAGAAGGACAUGAAAUUUAAAUCGGCGGGUCCUGGGAAGAAGCUUACGGAAGACAGCAGGCAUGUAGCAGAGACAUGACACAACAGGCGCAAAGGCACAAAGAAACACAACAUUCAACGGGACAUCAUGCUGCGCCCGACAGAGACCAGAGGAGUUCCGGUGCCAAGCAGCAGCACCGAGAUGCACCCAGUGAGGGAUCCCAAAGGGCAGGAGCAGCAGCUCUGGCCAGGAUCGAACAGCAGCGGCGGCCCAAGGUCCACACCUCCCAGGAUGCCAUCAGAAACCAGGUGAAAAGAGAGCUGGAGGCGGAGGCUUCUGCACUGGCUGAUCAAGACAAAGCUGAGACUGCCGAGGGAACUGACGUAGCCUCCAAAGACCGUCCGUGUCUCUCGGUGUCAGGUGUGUAUUUCACCUGUCCGUUGACAGGAGCCACUUUAACCAAGUUGCAGAGGGAUGUCCACAUUAAAGAAGCCAUUUUAAUGCGCUUUGAAGAGGAUGCGAUCGAGGCGUCUGUGAUGAUGAUCUACACUUUCAACAAAGACAAAGAGAAAGUGAAGGCUGCAGUGGACAUCAUAAGCAAGUAUGUUGAAAACAUAUGCAAGAAUCCUUCAGAUGACAAAUACAGGAAGCUUAAACUCAGCAACAAAGUAUUUCAGGACAAAGUACGGGGUGUGGAGGGCAGUCGAGAGUUCCUGCAGGCCCUGGGCUUUACCAGCACCAUGCUUCCUGUGGACGGUCAAGAGGAGGACGAGGAGUUCCUGGUCUUGCCAGAGCAGAGUCCAGAUGCCCUGGAGCUGAUGAAGGAGCGGCGUGAUCGUCUCCAGCGCGGCGAGCCGGUUCGAGCUCAGCUGGACCGACAGGCUCAAGCUUUCCGAGCGUCGGACGGCGCCACGCGCUUCGAGUUGCCGCCAGAGUUCUACAGCCUGACUGCGGAGGAGCUGAAGCGGGAGCAGCAGCAGAGGAGUGAUUUGGUGGAGAAGAACUCGAUGCUCCGUACCAAGGCCAUGAGGGAACGAGACGAGCAGAGGGAGAGGAGGAAAUACAACUACACGCUGCUGCGGAUCAGACUUCCUGAUGGAAACCUGCUGCAGGGGACCUUCUACGCCUGGGACCGACUCUCGGUGCUGUUUGCCUUUGUGCGAGACUCCCUGGUUGACGGCUGGCAGCCCUUUGAGCUCAUCGCUCCGGGAGGUCACAAACUACACGAGUCAUCAGACGUUGCUCUCGCUGAGUGCAACCUGGUCCCUGCAGCUUUGCUGUCCUUGGCCUGGGAUGGCGCCGUGCAGGCGGACAUUGCAGCCGCAGGUGGAAAACGCUCAGACCUUCUCAAACCAGAGCUGGUGCAAAACAUUCGGACGCUGAGCUGAGCAUCUCCACACUGAAACGGACCCUCAUCAACUGACUCGUUGUGCGCGUACUUAUUGUUACUUGUCCACAAAUGCUAACAUCUGGUAGCGUCACCCAAACGGAGCCGUAGUGUCUGCAGCUGGAUGAAGGUGAAAUACAAGCUACUGGAUCUGGAACCUCUUCCACCAAGAGCCAACCGUUACAUCAUUACAUAUGCUAGCUGGGAAAAUACUCCCAACAAUUGCUUUCAACACAACAGAGCGAAGAAGUGUUAGGUCAAGCAUAGCCGCCUCUGUUCCAGCUCUAAAUCCUUUUACACAGCAUGUAAAAGCUGGCCUUUUUCCUGUGUCGGCGCAGGUAAAAGGAAGCAACACCUCCAGAAGUGACAUUUGACUUUUCCCGCAUUGUUGGAUACCAGGUCACAACAAUGGCAUCUGAAAGGAAGAAUGCCGAGUGGACUCCCGUGUGAAGGGAUCAAGGCAAGCUGCUCUGAUGUUGGCAAUGACGCCCACUUUGAAUUACUAAAAAGCACUCUGACCCUCCCCCAAUUAAGAGUUGUACUGGUAAGAGUCAAACGCUAAGUAACUUGUUGGCUCAGGUAGGCUUGUAGAAGCGUACAGCUGGAUGCAGUGUGAGUAAAUGCUUCUUAUGUGCUCCAACAAACUACCUCUCAUUCCUCAUCUUUCUCCAGCACUCCGCAGAUCUACAAAGUUCCAAAACGGUCAUGUAUUCUUUGCUUCUGUCUUUGUUGGUUCUGCUUGUACAUAAUAAAGGUGGCUUGCAAUGCAUCAAACACCUGCACUACACUGGG
Molecule: messenger RNA, 2225 nt
Organism: Dunckerocampus dactyliophorus (ringed pipefish)
Lineage: Eukaryota; Metazoa; Chordata; Actinopteri; Syngnathiformes; Syngnathidae
Gene: ubxn6
Product: UBX domain protein 6
Exons: 12
Coding region: 142-1434 (430 amino acids)
Cellular component (GO): cytoplasm
Molecular function (GO): protein binding
Source: RefSeq, a predicted model, not a curated record